UCUUCUAUAAGAAGCGAGCGAGGUGUCCGUUCUGUGAGAGGCAAAACAAAGUAGAUGGGGUUGGGAUCCGUGGGGAUGGUAGGGAGCAUGAGUUGGGGAGCGGUGGGUCUAUUGCUAUUGGUGGUAUCGGCCGUGAGGGCUUUAGAGUGGGUGUGGUGGAGGCCUCGGCGGCUCGAGCGCGUCCUCCGAGCCCAGGGUAUCAAGGGCACCCACUACCGGUUCCUCCACGGAGACCUCAAGGACACGGCCCGGCUCUCCAACGAGGCCCGGUCCAAGCCUUUGCCUCUCUCUCACUGCAUUGCCCCUCGCGUCCUCCCAUUCCUCCACCAAAUCAUCAACGAUCACGGUAACAUAGUUCUCUCUUGGUUUGGGCCUUAUCCUCGAGUGAUCCUUAAGGAUCCAGAACUGGUAAGGGAGGUCUUUUCAAAAAACAAGUUUGCUCUCUUCGAGAAGCCAACCCUACACCCACUGGGGCAUUUACUGGUUAGAGGAAUUAUAAAUUAUGAUGGUGAAAAAUGGGCCAAACACAGAAGGAUUAUAAACCCUGCUUUUCAUCUGGAGAAAUUGAAGUGCAUGUUACCAACUUUUUCUAGUUGUUGUGAUGAACUGAUCAAAAGAUGGGACAUGCAUAUUGGCUUGCAAGGAUCUGGUGAAUUGGAUGUUUGGCCUGAAUUCCAAGGUCUUACCGGAGAUGUCAUCUCUCGCGCAGCAUUUGGUAGCAGCUUUAAAGAAGGCCAACGGAUAUUUCAACUCCUAGAAGAGCAAGCUGAGCUUCUUAUGAAAGUUAUUCAAAAUGUAUACAUCCCUGGUUUCAGGUUUUUUCCCACCAAGACGAACAACCGGAUGAAGGAAAUUCACAGAGAGAUUCGGGCUCUUUUGAGUCGAAUGAUCGAGCAGAGAGAGAGUGCCAUGAGAAAGGCAGGAGCUGCCAAUGAUGACUUACUAGGCUUGCUGAUAGAAUCAAAUUUUAGAUACUCCCAAGAACAAGGAGGCUCCAAGAACACUGGGAUGACCAAGGAUGACGUGAUCGAGGAAUGCAAGUUGUUCUACUUUGCUGGGCACGAGACAACAACGGUUCUCCUAACUUGGACCGUAGUUGUCCUAGGCAUGCAUCCUAGCUGGCAGGCUCGUGCGAGAGAAGAGGUUCUACAAAUCUUUGGAAAGAAUAAGCCAGACUUUGAUAGCUUGAGUCAAUUAAAGAUCGUGACCAUGAUUUUGUAUGAGGUUCUUAGAUUAUAUCCACCACCGACUUUUCUCUUACGGAAAACCUACAAGGAAGUGAAAUUGGGAGAUUUCUCCUUCCCCCCAGGAGUGCAACUCUUGCUGCCUCUGCUCUUCUUGCACCAUGAUCCAGAAUUUUGGGGUGAAGAUGCUGGUGAAUUCAAUCCAGAGCGGUUUGCCUCAGGAGUUUCGAAGGCAUCAAAGGUCCAAGGGGCCUUCUUUCCAUUUGGUGCGGGUCCUCGAAUCUGCGUUGGCCAGAAUUUUGCCAUGAUGGAAGUUAAGUUGGCUCUGGCCGCAAUGCUUCAGCAUUUUUCAUUUGAGACUUCCUCAUCGUAUGCUCAUGCUCCUUACAAUGUGAUAACUCUUCAUCCUCAAUAUGGUGCUCAGAUCGUCUUACACAGGCUCUAAAAUCAUCUUCGAUGCUACGGAGACUUAUUAAUAUCAUCAUAGUAAUCUUUGCAAUUAAAAGUUCAUCUGUGGGAUGUAUAAUCCACUCAUACUGUUUGUUUUGAGCGAGAUCCGUUCCUAGUGCUGAUACUUGCUCUGUUCGGUACUAGUAUUAUACUCCUUUCAUGAGGUGUGUUUUCCAUAAUAUUAUUAAACUAUGCAUUUUAGCAUGGAUUAUUGAGAAAGAGAAGGUUGCUGAGUCUCAUA
Messenger RNA from Phoenix dactylifera (date palm), 1875 nucleotides. Its product is annotated as cytochrome P450 CYP72A616-like. The record is from RefSeq and is a predicted model, not a curated record. Gene Ontology annotation, molecular function: heme binding; monooxygenase activity; oxidoreductase activity, acting on paired donors, with incorporation or reduction of molecular oxygen. Lineage: Eukaryota; Viridiplantae; Streptophyta; Magnoliopsida; Arecales; Arecaceae.